Molecule: messenger RNA, 1338 nt
Organism: Penicillium verhagenii
Lineage: Eukaryota; Fungi; Ascomycota; Eurotiomycetes; Eurotiales; Aspergillaceae
Product: isoaspartyl peptidase/L-asparaginase
Exons: 1
Coding region: 1-1338 (445 amino acids)
Molecular function (GO): hydrolase activity
Source: RefSeq, a predicted model, not a curated record
AUGUUAGAAAGUGCUGCGACUUUCAAACCUGCAUUGAUCCUCCACGGAGGUGCAGGAAACCUCAAACGCGCCACUCUUCCGCCGGAUCUCUACGCCGCCUAUCACGCCUCGCUUCAGUCUUAUCUCCGCUCCACUCAUGCACUCCUCGCCAGCGGCGCAUCGGCCCUCGAUGCCGCGGUGCAUGCGGUGUCCUUGAUGGAAGAUGACGAGCUCUUUAAUUGCGGCCGUGGAAGCGUCUUUACUACCGCAGGCACAAUUGAGAUGGAAGCUUCUGUGAUGGUGACAUCGGUCCAAGGCUCCAUCAAAGACUUGGAAGGCACAAUAAAGCGCGGUGCGGGUGUAAUGGGUGUGAAGAACGUCCGUCAUCCUAUUCGUCUUGCGCGCGAGUCUCUUCUACGUACUGGGUAUUACGCAAAUGGCAAGCCGAGUAAUGACGGUGGUUCUAUGCAUUCUCAGCUGCAUGGCCCUCAGGUGGAGGCAUUGGCUCGCGAAUGGGGACUGGAGUCCAGGUCCGAUGAAUGGUUUUGGACAAAGCGUCGCUGGGACGAGCACCAACGGGGAUUGAAGGGAGAAGCGGAGCCUCUUUCGCUGAGUCAAGGCACCGUUGGUUGUGUCUGUCUGGAUCAAUGGGGUAACUUGGCGGUAGCCACUAGUACUGGUGGGCUGACCAAUAAACUUCCCGGUCGAAUUGGCGACACUCCAACUCUUGGUGCGGGCUUUUGGGCUGAAUCAUGGGAUGAGAUCAUUUCGAAUAUACCGAUGACCGCGGCGUCUUAUUCCUCUCCUCUAUCUACUGGAAAUUAUUUCCAGGAAGCAAAGGACUGGCUGGCGGAUUGUUUGCCUCCUUUCCUCAGGGAAACUAGUCCUCCAGCUUACAUGUCACUCCCUACCCAGGUGGAUCGAAGGGAAUUGGGCGCUGAGAAGCAAGCUUUAUGUUACGAAGAACCAUCUGCUCCAAAGUCCAAGAAACGUGCUAUUGCAAUUUCAGGAACUGGAAAUGGCGACUCGUUCCUCCGCGUUGCGGCCGCACGUACCGCAGCCGCUAUGAUGCGUUUCUCUGCACCGGGUCUUUCUCUAGCUGAUGCUGUCACCGCAGUGGCUGGCCCGGGUGGUGAGCUUCAACGCUCUGCUGGACAGCGAUGGAACAUCACCGGCGAGGGCGAGGGUGGCAUUAUUGGCAUCGAAGCUGAUUCUGCACCUGCUACUACUGGGCAACUGCGCCGGGGCAAAGUCGUCUCUGACUUUAAUUCUGGUGGGAUGUGGCGUGCAUGGGUUGACGAGGACAGUACCGGUAGAGAAAUUGAGCGGAUUAUGGUUUUCCGAGAGGAGUACCAGUAG